ACCGUUGUAAUAUAUGCAGCAACGAAGUUUUUCCGAAUGGAUAUAACCACGGAAAGAUUUCUUUCGGAAUGUCAUUCAACUAGGGGCUAUUGCCGUAUAACGGAGAAUAAAGCUGAUCUCGAUGUGGCUGACGCUAUCCUGUUCCAUAACGCUGAUUAUUCACCUACAUUCGUUCCGGAACCAAGGAAACCUUCAAGGCCUCAUGUCCUAUGGAGUCUUGAAAGCCCAUCAAACGACUACUUUCGGCCUGGACCACAUGUUAUAAAUUGGACAAUGACAUUCCGUCGAGACGCUGAUAUCUGGUACCCGUAUGGGCACUUCCGUAAACUACCUGAACCACGGUCUGUUGAUUUCGAGGCUAUAUGGAAUAUGAAAAACUCUAACAAAACUGCAGUAUGGUUGGCUUCAAACUGUUUCGCCAAGAACUAUCGAACCGAAAUCGUUAAAGAAGUGUGUCGUAGUAUUUACAGGCCAUACAAGUUCUACGUUGCCUUUGAAAACUCCAACUGCGUGGAUUAUGUCACGGAGAAAUUCUACGAGACUCUGAUCAGCCGUAUGUCGGUCCCUAUCGUUUUGAAAAGAGACAUCUACAUCAAUGUUGGAGCUCCAGAAAAAUCUUUCAUUGCAUUGGACGAUUUCCAAACUAUAGCCGACAUGGUCAAUUAUAUCAAAGAACUAUCUGAUGACAAAGAGAAGUACCUUGGCUUCCAUCAAUGGCGAACAACCCAUGAGUACGCAUUUAUAUUGCUUUACUUAUUUCUGCUCAAGAGGAACAAAGCCCAGGCAGCGGCCCUGUUCUGUUCCCUGUUAAUGAAAGCAGGAGGCUUUGAAGAAAUUCGAGAAAGUCAAAUGGCUAUUCCUGAGCAUAAUGACUAUACUGGCUUCUGCGAAUUAUGUCGACGACUUCAACAGAAUUCCUUGGGAUACAUGACAUAUGCAGACGUACGGAAAUGGCAUUCCGACAAUCAAUGUGACAACAACUUGGGUGCUCGAUAUUUAAACUAG
Molecule: messenger RNA, 1005 nt
Organism: Haemonchus placei
Lineage: Eukaryota; Metazoa; Nematoda; Chromadorea; Rhabditida; Trichostrongylidae
Source: the annotation of a GenBank genome assembly